GCUGUCAAACUCGAUGUGGCUGUGUGCAAUUCACGCUAGAAGCCGGGAAAAAGACGAGAAACAAGUCGUUCGGGAAAAUCUGUUGCAUGUUUUAGUUGGUCGUGUCCUCUGCAGUCCUCGUCGCCUACGCGCCUCCAUCCCUUUUUUUCCAGUGAGCCGGCUCCCAAGUCCUGCUAGUGGCAUUGAUUUGUGUGAAAGAAGACAAAGAGCCGAACUCCAUUUUGGAGAUAGCCGCUACACGCAACGCCCACGGUUACGAAAAACAGAAAGGCAAAGGCGGAAAAUUUGUCCGGAUUCUCUUGGGUAACUGCAUUCUAAUUAGAUUAGACGUGCAGUGACGAACGAACUGUGUGCCUGUUUGCAGUGAAUAUUCGUGGUGAAACCGUGGCAAGCGACAGAGUGGACAAAAUGGAUGUCUGGCUACCCUUGGAAUCUAACCCUGAGGUGCUAUCGAACUAUAUGGUGAAUUUGGGCGUUUCGCCGCUCUGGAGCAUCGUCGAUAUCUAUGGAAUGGACGAUGAGCUGCUGGAUAUGGUGCCGAAACCGGUCAAGUCGUUGAUAUUUCUGUUUCCCUGCUCGAAGGCGCACGAAGAGUUCCGUGCGAAGCAAGACGAGGAGCUGAAGGACAAAAACGUGGAGCAUCCGAAGAGUUUGUUCUUCACGCGACAGUUCGUGCACAACGCGUGCGGUACGAUUGCUGUGAUUCACGCCAUCCUGAACAACCCGGACAUUGAGGUCACCGAGGGCAGCGUGCUGAAGAAGUAUCUGGACAGUGCCAAAGACCUGUCGCCCGUCGAGCGUGGCGAGCUGCUGAACAAGAGCGAAGAGUUUAAGGCGACGCACGAGCAGAACGCCCAGCAGGGUCAAACCGCCACACCGAACAUUAACGACGCGGUGUACCAUCACUUUAUUGCGUUCGUGCAGGUGGACGGCACGCUGUACGAGCUGGACGGCCGCAAGAACUUCCCGGUAGCGCACGGACCGACCACGCCGGAGACGCUGCUGAAGGACUCGAUUAAGGUGUGCAAGCAGUUCAUCGAGCUGGAUCCUUCCGAGGUGCGCUUCACGCUGCUCGGCCUGGUGCCGACCCAGUGAGCGGGUGGGGCGGGUUGAAGAUCGUGCAUCAUAAUCUCGCUUUUAACGCUUUAAGCUUGCACUCGGAACAAAAAGAACCCAUUACUCAAGCAUUCAAAUCACACCGGCGCCAGGCAGCGUUCCUUUUAUAUGGAGAGAUAUUAGCAAUAAAAUAAAAAAAACGCAUUUAUGCUUUCAAUGUGCAUGUCAUUGUAGAUGCUAAA
Anopheles merus is the source of this 1298-nucleotide messenger RNA. It is a transcript of the gene Uch, whose product is annotated as ubiquitin carboxyl-terminal hydrolase. Gene Ontology annotation, cellular component: cytoplasm. Gene Ontology annotation, biological process: protein deubiquitination; ubiquitin-dependent protein catabolic process. Gene Ontology annotation, molecular function: cysteine-type deubiquitinase activity. The transcript has 3 exons. Lineage: Eukaryota; Metazoa; Arthropoda; Insecta; Diptera; Culicidae. The record is from RefSeq and is a predicted model, not a curated record. Bases 409 to 1095 code for a protein of 228 amino acids.